This is a messenger RNA of Acaulospora colombiana, 1729 nucleotides long. The record is from the annotation of a GenBank genome assembly. NCBI's taxonomy places the organism in Eukaryota, Fungi, Glomeromycota, Glomeromycetes, Diversisporales, Acaulosporaceae.
AUGACAAAAACCUCAUAUCCUUCAUUCUCCUCCGUACUUUCGAAUUAUCAUGGACAUAAUCGGAUCACCAGUCGGGAAAGUGAUUCCAACGCUCCUUCACAACCAUUUGUAAUUACUUCACAGUUUGAACUCCCAAUAGCCACCCGAUUUUCUUCUUCCAUAUUUGGUGCGUCCUCAACAUAUGAAGAUUACCGCAUCGAACAUUUGGACAUAGAUGCGAAUUGGUAUCGAAAAUAUUUUAUAGGAAAAGAGCAUCUGACGUUAGUAGGUUAUGUGGAACCGUACGAACCUGUGGUCAUCUCGAUGGUACUAGACGAUCGAACGACGGCCGACGCCAAUUGCGAAGGCGUAUAUUGGUAUCGAUAUAUCAUGCGUAAGAAGGAGUUACCCGAUAAUAGAGGUUUGAUCAUCGGCCCACCUAUGUCCCCCGGAGGAGAGAUGCCAUCAGAAGGAUUGCUAAAGAUGAUUUCAAGAGGUCUCAAUCGUCAGAAGCUGAAUAAGUUUGUAUUAACUCCCGACUUGACAAACCAGCUACUAAGCCUGGACGAAACUAGACUCCAAAAAUGCUACAAGAUUGGUGUAUUAUACUGCGCCCCCUGGCAACAAACGGAGGAAGAGUGGUUUUCCAAUACAACCACAUCAACAAGUUUCGAUAAGUUCCUGACGAUACUGGGCACUAAAGUUCGACUGCUGGGUUUCAAGGGGUUUGCAGGUGGGCUGGAUACGCGUAACGGUGGGUCGGGUGAUUAUUCGAUUUACGAUAGAGGAACGUGGAAAGAUUUCGAAAUAAUGUAUCACGUGUGCACUCUCCUUCCGUAUGAAAGGUUCGAUAAACAUCAGAUCACAAGGAAAAGACAUAUAGGAAAUGACGUGACCUGCAUCGUUUUUCAAGAUGUUCGCAGACCAUUUGACCCGUGCACGAUACGUUCCCAAUUUUUACAUGUUUACGUGGUGGUCAGUCCCGUGCGAAAAGAUGCAUACCAUGUAGACAUAGUGUGCAAAGAAGGCGUUCCAUAUUUUGGUCCCGCGCUGCCGGAACCGCCAAUCUUUGAUGACCCAUUGAAACUGAAGAGAUUUCUGGUUGCUACAGUCAUAAAUGGCCGUAACGCCGCGUGGAAGGCACCGAAACUGUCGGAACCAUUCCUAAGAGCACGUGGUGCAAUUAUACAGGACAUUGUUGACAAGUUGGUUCCUCCACAACUCGCAUCUGCAACAUCCCUGUCUUCGAAGAAAACUUCACAGGAUUUCAUAUUAAAGAGGCUAUUGAAGGAACAUUUAAAAGUUGGCGUACCUCCACCCUUAGAACAACUCAAAACGCUUCUUGAGAGAGGUGCCAAUCCUAACAUUCGAAUAUCCCAGCCAAAACAGCCGUCGUCACCAGUGACACCAACAUAUAUCAUCUCUCGUCAUUCAUCACUGGACGACUCCAGACCAUCGCAACACCCCAUACAUAAAUUUCCUAAUGUGCUGUUUGCUGUAAUCACGCUGUGUGACGAUCCUUUAUACUGUAAAUUAUUGAUCAAUUAUGGCGUUGAUGUAGCGCCAAAGGACCCUCAUUUUCCUAACGCGUUUACUUUUGCAGCAAGGCACAAGAGGGUCGAAAUCAUGAAAUGUUUGCUAGAGAGUGUGCCAGGAUUGGGUAAUGCGGAAAGUGUCGGCCUCACAACCGUAGAUAGUAUUGACAGCAGUGGUGGUGGAACGAGGACGAGAGAGAUAAAGAAGAUGUGGA